Molecule: messenger RNA, 5526 nt
Organism: Pungitius pungitius (ninespine stickleback)
Lineage: Eukaryota; Metazoa; Chordata; Actinopteri; Perciformes; Gasterosteidae
Exons: 3
Coding region: 259-3825 (1188 amino acids)
Source: RefSeq, a predicted model, not a curated record
CGGUUCCGGGCGGUUCUUCUUCGCAUCAACGUUUUUAAGUUUACCGAUUUGAAGCCUUGCUUUACACAAGAAGACGUCGGAACUGAAGCACUGCGUGUAGUUAAAAGCGAAUUAUUCCCCCUCCGUUUGGGUGGCUCUGACUGAGGGUUGUCUGACUAAGAUGCAGGGAUGCAGUGUGAGCCGGACAUGAUGGAGGUCCUAGCAAAGCUACAUCCUUUUUUACGAGAAAAGCAAGAUGUGGGAGGAUAGAUCACCAUAAUGGACAACAUGGACUCCUGCAGUCUGGAGGACCAAAAAGAGAUGGAUUCCAACAAAGUAUGGCAGUGGCGCAUUACGUGUGGGAAGGGAAAUUCCAGAUAUCAAGAACCAUUCCAUCACAGUAAUAGAAUAGGAUUAGAUUUUAACGUGGCAUCCAACACACACAACAAAAUUGACGCACAAUCAGUAACAAAUGGUGUCAUCCUUGAGGUGUGCAACUUUGCGAAAACAGUAAACGAGAGUAAAGGACAUUUUAUCAUUAAUAUUCUGAAAAAUAAUUUUGAUCUUGGGUUGGAAAAUGAGCAACAGGUGACUGAUUUUACUGCUCAAAUUCUGCGUAAAGUCCAAGACUUGAUGAGAAAACCUCCUAAAGAUAAAAAAGAAGUUUUUACUCUCUUUGAUACGUCUUCAAAGCGAGAAAGCAACAAUGGACUGAACGUGGCAUCUGCAGAGCUCGACUCUGAUAGUUUUGUGGGGGACAUUGACGAUACUGAUGAUCGUGGACAUGGUGAUGAAUACACGUGCUCAAAAACCACUUCCAAAGAAGACUUGAAGACAAAGAGUCCCUUGGAGGAGACGGAAGGAGCACUCAGCGAUGACAAUGUGGACAGGAAUGAACUGAAGUGUUCGGGAGAAAUGUCAGCAGAAACACUGGAGGAGGAUAUUUUCCUUCCUAAGUUCACUUGUUGUGAGAAAAUUGGUCUGAGUCUUGAUGUUGGGUCAAAACAAAGUCUAGAUAUCGGUAUGUUAACAACGGGUGUGAUGUUGGAAUUGGUGCACUUCACCAAAAUACUGACCGCGUCCUACAGACUUAUUGUUCUCAGGGUGCUGGAGCACAACUUUGAACUUGAUCUCAAGAGUCAAAAAGGAAAAGAUGCUAUUUGGUUCAGGAUAUUGCACCUAGUAAAGAGAAGCAUGGAGUUUAAAAAUGAGCCAUUUCCCCUCCCUCAGCAAAAUACGUCUUCGUUAAAAAGUGAGAGGGCAAACCAGAAGCACAAAAGAGGAAAGUCUAAAGACACAGAGACAAACACACUCUCAUACAACACUGAUGUUUCUACAACUCAAAAGGCAGAAGGAGAUGAUUGUCAAACUUGUCCUCCAUCAGAGUUUGAUCUAGGCUCCUACACUGGCAAUGAAUGGGACAAAGAACUGGAGGAAAUGGAAGUGGAGGAAGCGGGGUCAGAUCUAGACAAAGUCACAAACUCUGAAGCAAGUUGUCUGGCUGUUCUUGAGUCUUCCUUCACCACCAACAACUCAUCAAGUCUAGCAGUUGUAAAGGCAAGCGCCGAGUCACUGUGUGACUGUGUGAUGUGUCAACCUGAUGCACAAGGGCUCUGUGGAGGUGAAGCGCAAACACAGUCUCCAACUGAACGUGAUGUAGAACAAGAGAAGAUGAAAAAGGAGAAGAACAUGUGGAAGAUGCGGGCCAACAGAGUGAAACAAAUCCUCUCUUCUGAAGAGUUUGGUCCUUUCAAUAAGACCAUACGUUUUGGCCUUACAUUUAAUGUUGGAUACGGACCAAAGGAAUACUUCAGUGUUGACUCUGUGCGUGAUUCGUUUUUGAUUGAACUUGCUAAAUUCGCCCUCGCAAUGAAUUCAUCCCAACAGCAUUUCAUCAUGAACAUUCUUGAGUACAACUUUGACCUGAAACUGAAGUCUGAACUUCAGAGAAAUGGUUUCGGCUGGGAAAUGAUGAAUAGAGUGAGACAUCUAAAGGAAUGUGAAGAUUCAGUCAAGUUCUCCAAAGAGGUCUUUAAGCUGCAUGGUGCCCUUCCAUCAAUAAGGAUGGCCAGUCAGGGUGUGAGCUGUGUCAACGCUGAACUCAGCAGCACAUCGAGGAUGGAGGAGAGUGAAGUCACCUGUGGGAUUCCUCUUCAUUCGCAGACUGAAGAACAUAUUUCAGUAAAGAGUGAGGACCUUUAUCCCUUCUGCAAGGAGAUUGGUCUGAAACUACAUGUAGACAAUACUCAACCAAAAGAGAAACAAGAUAUCAACAGACUGACCUAUGGAGCAAUGACUGAAGUGGCAAACUUAGCAGAAAGCUUGUGUGGGACUUUUGAGCAGAUUUGUGUUGACAUCCUAAAACACAACGUGGACCUUGAUUUGCUAAGUGGAGAUGCUGACCAUGUCAAAGAAAUGGUUGCACGAAUUCCUGCUGUGCUUGAGAAAAAAAAUGUAAUAAAGGUCUCAUUCCUUAAAGGCUCAACAAACAUGAAACUUGAUUCUCAGAACUCAAUUCCAGAGGCUGGUCAUGCUGGUUCUUGCCAGGCUUCAGUCAAAAAUGAAGAAGAAGGUAGUUCCUCUGACAUAGAACACCAACCCAAGCUCAAUUUAAAACUCUGGCAAUUGAGGAAGAAUCAAAUUCAGCGAAUCCUCUCAAGACCUCAUAUAGAACAUUGUCCACUUUAUUCUUUUUCCAGAUGCAAGAAACUGGGCAUUGAUUUCAAUGUAGGAUCUGGAGUCCAACAGAAUCUUGAUCACAAAUUACUGACCAAUGGCAUCAUGGUUGAACUUUCUACUUUUGCCACAGAGAUGGCGUCAGCCCCAAACUAUUUCAUCACAGAGAUCCUGGAGCAUAACUUUCAUCUGGUUUUCAACCAAGAGCUGAAUCGCAGUGCCUUUGUACAGCAAUUGUAUAAGAAUAUGAAUAUGAAGGGAAGCAACAAAAAAUGUCUAUUGAUAAAGACGUUUGAACUCCCUGACACAAAUUGCAUACCAGAACCUUCCCAUCUGAGAACCUCCUAUUGCCCCAAAUGCUAUCUAGUCAGAAAUUCUGACCAUCGUCGGUAUAAAUGCGUCUCAGGUCACAUUCAUCAUCAUCCUCAACACACCAGGAUUGAUGCACCCUCUGCUGAUAGAAACUCCACCACACGAAAGCCAGCAAAGUAUCCGUCCUCCACCUUCUCACCAAUGGAGGAGAUGUUAAUGGACAGGUACCCUCUCUGCAGGGAAAUAAGCUUGAAACUGAUGGUGGACAAACACCAGCCAAAACAUAAGCUUGACCCACAUGUAUUGACACGCGGGGUUAUGAGAGAAGUUGCUCAUUACUCAAAACAUUUGAGUGGAACGAAAAAUCAGAUCAUUAAUGACGUCCUUCAACACAACUUCAACGUUGGCAAGCUCGCUCAACAAAUCAAUCCUGCUUUGUUUUUCCCCAAACCAAAGGGACAACAGGAUUUACCUCUGGCCUGGCUAAAUGAAGUAUUUAAAAUUCAACGAUAUCAGUUGAAACAUGAAAGUGAAUUGAAGGAAACUGUAAAAAAAAGGACAUUGCCAGUGGAAACACAGAAGAAAACGGCAAGGGCAACUCCUCGAAGAAAAGUAAGCCGCUUAUCCACUCUCACUAAAAAUGAGUUGAAAUCAGGAGAGAGUCAAAAACUGAACUUGAAGCCAAAGACCAAAUAUAUUGGUGACAUGGAACAAGAAGAAAUAGCACCAGAGAACUACUACACUCGUCCUCUAGAAGAGUCUGAUCUGGAGUCAGAUGAACUCACAGACUCUGAAAACUCUAGCAUUCAAGAUCACUUACAGAAACCCAGAAGUUCCUCUAAGCUCAGACGUCUGUAGAGAAUCAGAAGCAAGUUCUCUGGGUGUUCACGAGUCUUCCCUCUCCACCAUCACCUCCCACAUCUCAUCAAGUCUACCAAUAGUAAAGGCAAGCACCAAGUCACUCAUGUGUCAACCUGAUGAACGAGGCCUCGGUGGAGGUGAAGCGCAAAGACUGACUCCAACAGAAACAGACAACAACAUGUGGAAGAUGCGGGCAAACCGUGUGAAACAAAUACUCUCCGCUAAAGAGCUUGGUUCAUUUAAUAAGUCCAACAUGUAUGGCCUUGAAUUCAAUGUUGGAUAUGGACCACAGAGAAACGUCAGUGUUGACUCUUUGCCUGAUGCUGUUGUUUUUCAAGUUGCUGACUUUGCCCUCGCAUUGAAUUCAUCCCAACAGCACUUCAUUAUGGAGAUUCUUGAUAACAACAAGUUCUCCAAAGAGGUUUUUAAGCUGCAUGGCCCCCUUCCAUCAAUAAGGAUGGCCAGUCAGAGUGUGAGCAGUGUCAACGCAGGAAAGUUCCAGCCAAGAAAUUGAACAAAGUUCGUUCGGGGCAACAAGUGAGAUACUUUUUAGAUGUAUACAAUCUGCAUUUGGUCGACCGGGACAAAGUUAGCACGAAACUUCUGUCGCCUAAUGAGGACACGCAGUUCCCAACCGAUCCGGGGACAGUUGUGCAGACGGAUGAGCAGCGUUUGGAUACACGUUGUGACAGUCCUCUCUGGGUAAAAGUGGAGAUAAAGGAGGAGGAGUGUGAUCCACGCUACGGCAGUACGACUCCAGAACAAGACACAGAGCAUUCAUGGUUUGAAGCCUUGUUUUAAAGGUGGUUCGACUGUUCCACAGUUGGACUUUAGUCCAGAUCUUUCCUUUUGUUCCGUGGGGAGCCUUGGUCAUGUAUGUUUGUAUGUUGAGUAUUUUUUCACUUCAUUCAAUGGAUAACAGAUUUUUAUUGUAUUGUUGUUUUUAUCAGUUAUUCAUCUUCACUUUUCUACCACUUCAUAUGGUACUAUGUUUUGAUGUUGGACCUUAGGAAACGUUUUCGUUUUUUCAAAUGGAAAAUACUACUGUAAAUUACUUUUUGAAGCUGUGAUGUAAAUGGCUAAAGAUUGAUUUCAUCACCAUUUGAAUUACACAACAGAAAGGAACAUCUAUAUCUUGAUAUGUUGUUAUACAUUUCAUUUCUGUUUAGUGCAUUUUACAAAAACAUGUUGUUUUUUUUAACGUGUAAUCCUUUCAAAUACAUCAAUGCAUACCAUAUACACAGGUUUGUGGCUCAUCCUUUAUUUUCUUGACUUUUUAAUCCUCAUAAGGAAAUAUUGUUCUUUGAAUCUUUAUUCAACAUUGACUUUUUUGUCUUUUUCUGAUUUUCUAGAUGUGUAUGCACAGCCAAGUGCAUGUGAUUUAAAUGUUAUAGCGGAGAGGAGCAUUAAAAUCUUGAGAAAAAUCAGCAUUCACACUUUCAUUUUGGGUUAAAACGUAGCUAAUCUUGUAAUGUUUGCAGAAAUAAUAGCAUGAAAUACAACAAAUCCACUUUACCUGCACAUUGUCUUUGUUCCUCUCUGUGUGCCUGUCAUACUGUUCAUUCUGUCACUCUGGUCUCUCUCUUCCUUCCUGUGUUUCUCUCUCACACACACUAUGGUCUGGUUGAAUUUCAGAGGGCAUUUACCUCUCAUACAAAGUUCUUAAGGAAAAAUCUCCCCAGGAAAAUCUGAUUGUGU